Saprolegnia parasitica CBS 223.65 is the source of this 730-nucleotide messenger RNA. RefSeq lists its product as hypothetical. The record is from RefSeq and is a predicted model, not a curated record. Lineage: Eukaryota; Oomycota; Saprolegniomycetes; Saprolegniales; Saprolegniaceae. The transcript is spliced from 2 exons. The coding region runs from base 20 to 670 and encodes 216 amino acids.
GUCCAGCAGCAGCACGGGCAUGACGGACGACGAGACGCACCUCGCGCUCCUGACCGUGCUCGGCGCUGGCGCAUGCGCCGUGGCAUACUUGCACACGAAGGCGCUCUUGUCGGCUGCAGAGGUUCCUCUCGAGGAAGAGGCUCGGCGAACCGAGCGGCUCGUGCGCAUCCGCAACCAAGCGACGACGCUCCAGAACGCGUACGCCGCUGCUGUCGCGCAGCACUCGCGACUAGACAAGCUCAUGAGCGACUACGAAGCUGCAAGGCUGGCAUCCAUGCAAGGGCUGCGACUCGCUGCCAAGCGCGCAAUCGACGAGGUUGCCAUUGCCCUCAAUAGCAGUUGCCACGACUACUUGGACCAGCAGCGUGCUGUGGCGCGACGCCUCCCGCCAUACGAGCCUGCCCCUGAGACACUGGUUUUGCGAGAGCUACCGCGAGCACCCGCACCGCCACCGCAGCGGCCAUGGGAGCACGGAGGCGUCGUCUUGCUCAUCGUAAUGGUGUGCUGUGGCAUCAUGGUGUAUGCUUCCAAGCGGCGCCGGGCAUACGGGGCCACAAUACAGACCACCCCCAUAGCACAUGUGACGCACAGGCAAUCUGUUCGAUUGGUGGCGACGCGGAACGACGACGAUGAAGACGAUGGGCACGCUAGCACUUGGCGAGUACCGUAGGAUAAGGGCACAAUGCGUUGUUUCCGCGCGUCGACGCAUGAAGUAAAUACGAGCAUCGAC